AGCGCCGGAGCCUCCUCGUCGUCUCUCGUUGGUCUCUUCCAGCCGCGCUUGCCAGAUGCGAAGGACAGAAGAUCUGUGAUCCCUGUUUCUGUACUUCAGUUUGAAACAGAUAUGGUUUCUGUCAUCCUCCUACUGAUUCUUGUCUCUAGUUUACAGGAUCAUGCUAAGCAGCAUGCAAGAGGUGCCGGUACUUCAACUUUCUGAUCAAAGUGAUACUGGUGGAAAAAAGGAAUGAGAAUGACUACUUUUUGUUGAUUCCCAGCAGCAUGUCAGGGUACAUACCCAGUUACUUAGACAAGGACGAACUAUGUGUUGUGUGUGGUGACAAAGCCACUGGGUAUCACUAUCGCUGCAUCACUUGCGAAGGUUGCAAGGGUUUUUUCCGAAGAACUAUUCAGAAAAAUCUUCACCCAACCUACUCCUGUAAAUAUGAAGGAAAAUGUGUGAUAGACAAAGUCACAAGAAACCAAUGCCAGGAAUGUCGCUUCAAGAAAUGCAUCUAUGUUGGCAUGGCAACAGAUUUGGUGUUGGAUGACAGCAAGCGAUUAGCAAAAAGAAAACUGAUAGAGGAAAAUCGAGAGAAGAGACGUCGGGAAGAGCUGCAGAAAACAAUUGGGAUAAAACCUGAGCCAACAGAUGAAGAGUGGGAGCUUAUCAAAAUUGUUACCGAAGCACAUGUGGCUACCAAUGCACAAGGAAGCCAUUGGAAACAAAAAAGGAAAUUUCUGCCAGAGGAUAUUGGACAAGCACCAAUAGUAAAUGCCCCAGAAGGUGGGAAAGUAGAUUUAGAAGCCUUCAGCCAGUUUACAAAAAUUAUCACACCAGCAAUCACAAGAGUGGUGGAUUUUGCCAAAAAGUUGCCUAUGUUCUGUGAGCUGCCAUGUGAAGACCAGAUCAUCCUUCUGAAAGGCUGCUGCAUGGAGAUCAUGUCCCUCAGAGCUGCAGUUCGUUACGACCCCGAGAGUGAAACAUUAACAUUAAAUGGGGAGAUGGCGGUGACAAGGGGCCAGCUGAAAAACGGGGGUCUUGGUGUAGUAUCCGAUGCCAUUUUUGACCUGGGCAUGUCCCUUUCAUCAUUCAACCUCGAUGACACGGAAGUGGCUCUUCUUCAGGCUGUUCUGCUGAUGUCUUCAGAUCGCCCAGGUCUCGUCAGUGUCGAGAGGAUAGAAAAGUGUCAGGAGGGUUUCCUUCUGGCAUUCGAACACUACAUUAAUUACCGAAAGCACCACAUUGCACACUUUUGGCCAAAACUGCUGAUGAAAGUGACGGAUCUGCGAAUGAUCGGAGCCUGCCAUGCUAGCCGCUUCCUGCACAUGAAGGUGGAAUGCCCAACAGAACUCUUUCCCCCUUUGUUCUUGGAAGUCUUUGAGGAUUAA
Gekko japonicus is the source of this 1376-nucleotide messenger RNA. Its product is annotated as thyroid hormone receptor beta. Gene Ontology annotation, biological process: cell differentiation; retinoic acid receptor signaling pathway; negative regulation of transcription by RNA polymerase II. The coding region runs from base 267 to 1376 and encodes 369 amino acids. The record is from RefSeq and is a predicted model, not a curated record. Gene Ontology annotation, molecular function: nuclear receptor activity; zinc ion binding; RNA polymerase II cis-regulatory region sequence-specific DNA binding. The transcript has 10 exons. Lineage: Eukaryota; Metazoa; Chordata; Lepidosauria; Squamata; Gekkonidae.